AUGAGUUCGAAGGCCGCGCCCGCCCCCAACAAUAACUCGCAACGCUCGCGCGUCCUGGCCCGACAGCCCGUCCAGACCGCGCCCUUGAAAUGGCGGAUGCAAUCGCUGUUGUGUCAGUUCAUCUUUGUAAGUUUUAUUUUAUAGUACUGUUCAAAUUGUUCAAAAAGGCAGCAAAGACUUUGUUUACAGGCUUUUUUUGAGAUUUUAAACAAAUCGGAUUCGAACCCGCCUGACUCCUUUGAUUCAUAACUACUGUAGGGACUACUGUAAUUUUCUGGAAAUUUGAAAAAUUGUACCCUAUGAACUGGGCUAUACAAUAGUCAUCUUGAAAUUUUUCCAAGUCCGCAAUAACUUUCUUUACAGACCUUAUUGUUACCACUGGCAUUAGUUUGGGAACUUAGAGUCGGCAGAUUUUUUUGGUUCAUAACUACUGUAGGGAUUACUGUAAUUUUCUGGAAAUUAAAAAAAUUGUAGCCUAUGAGCUAGGCUAUACAUAAGUCAUAUUGAUUUUUUUCAAAACGACAAUAACUUUCUUUAGAGAAGCUAAAUCUUUAUGUCCCCUGCAUCCAAGCAGACUAUUGCGUUGACUUUUUGUUUCACAACUACUGUAAUACUUACUGCAAUUUUUCAAAAAACUACUAAAACAGCCACACUAUUACUUUAUGACCUGCCACAUUGAAAAAGUUCAAACAUACGCAAGAACUUUGUUUCCAUUUAAUUUUCUGCCCCUUUAACCCUAAAUUAUAACGGUUUUCUGCUAUUAUAAUUCUGAAGCCAAAAUGCCAUUUUCAUUCGAUUUUGAAAAUCGAAAUUACAUUUUUAAACUUAUUUUAAUUUCAGCAUUCACGUUUCGUGCCCAUAACGUUGGUCCUGUUUCAUACCGGCUGGCAAGAGAGCAUUACAAUUGUUGUUGCGUUCAUUUUGACCACGAUUUCGUUUUGUUUGGAUUUAAUGUUGUUUCUGCUUUACAGUUCGAACAGUGCCCGAGGCAGUGUACCGCCGAUUGUGGUGAGUUUAAAAAUGUCAUGUUUUUUAAAAAAUGGCACAAAAUUUGCAAGAACUUUGUUUACAAAGCAAAAAACGGCAAUAACUUUCUUGACAAAUCGAAAAAUGGCAAGAACUUUCUUUACAAAUCUAAAAAUGACAAGAACUUUCUUUACAUGGUUCAAAAUGGCAAUAAUGUCCUUUACAAGCCAAAAAUAACAGUAACUUUGUUUACAUUAUCUUAAAUUAAAAUUUUUCUAAGCCUCACACAAUUUCAGUUCAUGGUAGGCUACGGUUUUACGGCAGUGCUGGGCGUAGUUGAGUUGAUAAUGUAUGGUUUACGCGGAUUUACUGGCCCGGAAAACAUCCUUCUUCUUGUCAGCUUUGUAAGUUACUCUGGGUUACUGUAUUUUUUGAUUUUUUGUUACAGUAACCAUAUUGGUAUCAGCAGUACUAUAGUACAGUAUAUGGUACUAUACUAUCAUACUGUAGUAUAGUACGUGGUACGAUACUAUUAUACUGUAUUAUAGUACCCAACUACAGUACCUACAGCAUUACUAUGUAAUGUUACAGUACUCUACUUUCAGGCAUACACAUUGUGUUCGGUCGUAGCAACAUUACUUGCCGUAUUGAUGAUCUUCCUAGUCUCACGAUGA
Bursaphelenchus okinawaensis is the source of this 1640-nucleotide messenger RNA. The record is from the annotation of a GenBank genome assembly. Lineage: Eukaryota; Metazoa; Nematoda; Chromadorea; Rhabditida; Aphelenchoididae.